UAGGGCGCCGAGUGUGUGCAUGUCUCUGUGUGUGAGCAAGAGCUUUUUUCUCCCUCUGUCCCUUCACAGCCUUAGGUCAUUACGCUGAACUGCCUGAAACUGCCCAAUGCUAUUUUUCACCAGCCUGACUUCAGAAGAGACAGGUCUGUGGAUGUGCUUCACUUUCUGCUUUGGCCAGGCAAUAACAGCUCAGUGCUGUAGUUGCUGCUGCUCUCAUCUAAGAACAAACUUGCUGAAGGAUUCCUGCCCCUCCACAGAGCAACAAUAAUGACACAGCUGCAGUUCAAAGAUGCCUUUUGGUGCAAAGAGUUCACCUUCCACACUGGCUAUGAGGUGCUUGUACAACGGCUGUUGGAUGGCAGGAAGAUGUGCAAAGAUGUGGAGGAUUUGCUCAAGCAGAGAGCACAAGCAGAAGAGAGAUAUGGGAAAGAACUGAUUCAAAUCGCCCGAAAAGCAGGAGGACAAACAGAAAUCAACACACUGAAGGCAGCGUUUGAGAGGCUCAAGCAACAAAUGGAAAGUGUUGGAAAUUCUCACAUCCAGCUGGCAGUAAUGCUGAAAGAUGAACUGAAAGGAAUAGAGGAGUUCCGAGAAAGACAAAAGGAGCAAAGGAAAAAGUAUGAGUCUGCAAUGGAACGCAUGCAAAAGAGCAAAUUGUCCCAUUAUAAGAAAACAAUGGAGUCCAAGAAGACCUAUGAACAGAAGUGCAAGGAGGCGGAUGAGGCCGAGCAGUCCUUUGAACGGACAAGUGCUUUGGGCAACCAAAAGCAAACGGAAAAGUGUCAGAACAAAGCCAAGCAAUACAGAGAUGCAGCAAACGAAGCAGAGAAUGUGUACAAACAGAACAUUGAGCAGCUGGAUAAGGUCAGGACAGAGUGGGAACAGGAACAUAUCAAAACCUGUGAGGUCUUCCAGCUCCAGGAGUGCGACCGCAUCACCAUCCUCCGCAACUCGCUGUGGGUUCACUGCAACCAGCUCUCCAUGCAGUGUGUGAAGGAUGAUGAGCUGUAUGAAGAGGUUCGAGCAAGCCUGGAGAACUGCAUUGUAGAAUCAGACAUAGACUACUUUAUUAAGACUAAAAUGACAGGAACAGAACCUCCAGAUGCAAUAGGAUAUGAGAACUACUACAGCAGAGAACCAAUCAGAAGGAACAGCAGCCCAAACCAGUCUUGCAGGAUGAUGAAGAGAUUCUCCGAACUACUGCAUGGAAGCAGCAAAAACAUGGAAAGUGCCACUCCUUCAGCCCCUCCUCUCGCAGAGAAAACAGACGGAGUCUAUGCACACAUUUUUGUAAAUGAACAAGCUGGAUUCACACCCUCACACGACUACAGAGUCCUUUAUGACUACACAGCCCAGAACGUGGAUGAACUGGACAUCAGUGAAGGAGACAUUGUAGUUGUCAUUGAAGAAAAUGAGAAUGGCUGGUGGACAGCUGAAAGGAAUGGGCAGCAGGGCUUUGUGCCAGGGUCUUACCUUGAAAAACUUUGAUAAAAAGAAGCUCUGCUACUCAGACUUUAAAAAUAUUCUAUUACUGAAAACAAACAGCACACAAGGUCUGCUUCAGCUGACCACAGGCAACCUGUAGAACUGUCUUCUACAAUUAACAGCCAGGAAAUUGCCAACUGAUGAUGAUUCCUCUUCCUUUCUCCUGCCCCAUCCGAGCAACUCCUGGCCUACACUGUCUGCAAAACAUAUCUUCAUCACAGAAAGAUAAGGACUUGCAUUUCUUAACACAGUUCUUCCUACCCUCAGCACAUUGUGCUGCCAUCAGUGUCACAAGCUCAGCAAACCUAGGAGGAAAAUCCCACCCAGACCUAAUACAAAAGAUUAAAGCAGCAAGUGCUGUUUCUCCAGCAUGAAGGACCACCUCUAGGCAGCCUGUGAGCCACCCUCCCGGUCACAACCGCCAUGUUCUAUGUCAUGGAUCUCCUCUCACUGCACAGGACACACAAGCAUUUCUGACAGUGGAGUGAAAAGCAUCUUCAGAAAGCAAACAGCUUUGUUGUCACAAGGUCUCAGCUGUACAAAGAAAAGCAGCAUCUCUUUUAAGUUCCUUUUAACAGCCUGAUUUCAAGUUCCCAUUACAGCACGUGGGAGAAAGUUCCCAUUACACCAGGGAGAAAGUUGGGGAACCCUCUGUUGUCCUUUGUCAGAGUCAUAGAAUCAUAGAAUGGUAGGGAUUGGAAGGGACCUUAGAGAUCAUCUAGUCCAAGCUCCUUGCAGAAGCAGGUUCACCUAGAUCAGGUCGCAUAGGAACAUAUCCAGGCGGGUCUUGAAGACCUCCAAGGAAGGAGACUCCACAAGCCCUCUGGGCAGCCUGUGCCAGGGCUCCCUCACCUGAACAGUGAAAUAGUUUUUGCUUAUAUUUAAGUGGAACUUUUUGUGUUCCAGCUUCAUCCCAUUACCCCUUGUCCUGUUGCUAGCUACUAUAUAAAAAAGGGAUGUCCCAACCUCCUGACACCCACCCUUUAGAUAUUUGUAAAUGUUGAUAAGAUCCCCCCUCAGUCUCCUCCAGACUAAACAGCCCCAGUUCCUGCAGCCUUUCCUCAUAUGAAAGAUGUUCCAGCCCCGUGAUCAUCUUGCUGGCCCUG
Messenger RNA from Colius striatus (speckled mousebird), 2591 nucleotides. It is a transcript of the gene PSTPIP1, whose product is annotated as proline-serine-threonine phosphatase interacting protein 1. Gene Ontology annotation, biological process: actin filament polymerization. Bases 268 to 1488 code for a protein of 406 amino acids. Gene Ontology annotation, molecular function: actin filament binding. Gene Ontology annotation, cellular component: actin filament; cytoplasm; plasma membrane. The record is from RefSeq and is a predicted model, not a curated record. Lineage: Eukaryota; Metazoa; Chordata; Aves; Coliiformes; Coliidae. The transcript has 15 exons.